AUGCCUUCACGUAAACGAUCAUUACAAAGAAAACGACGUGGACGAAAACGUCCAUCUCGACCUCGAUCUCCAACUCCACCACCAACUCCACCACCAACACCAUCAUUAUUUUAUCGAAAUCGUCUUUUUUUUACUCCUCAAUGGCUGAACAAUGAUCUUCUGCCUCAAAGCAUUGUUGAUGACGAAUCUUCAGAAGAAAUAUUCGACGAUGAUGAUGAUGACGAUUAUGAUGAUGACGAUGAUGAUGACGAUGAUGAUGAUGAUGAUGAUGAUGAUGAUAAUAAUAAUAUAGAUAAUCUUAAUCAACAAUCCCAUUUAACAACACCUGCUUCUAAUCCCGAAGAUUCACUCAUCGAUAUCGUCUUCUUAAAAAAACUAAUAUCGGGCGGCAUAGUGAGUGCCUUUUGUGGUUGUGUGAUAGGUCAUCUUUGCCUAGUCAUAACAGGAAAAAAUUAA
Rotaria sordida is the source of this 456-nucleotide messenger RNA. NCBI's taxonomy places the organism in Eukaryota, Metazoa, Rotifera, Eurotatoria, Philodinida, Philodinidae. The record is from the annotation of a GenBank genome assembly.